UUAAUUACCCACAGUAUAUGAUCCGGCAUAAAUACAUGCCGCCGGCCGGUGGACGACAUGGUGACCAUGAAGAGGAUGGCCACACAGCAGUUGGCCUCAAUAUUCCUCUUCCUCUUCCUCCUCGCAGCGGGCGAAGGCGCCGCGAGCGCUCCAUCGGCCAUCAUCUUCAAGACCUGCGCCAGAGCGUCCAACUUCUCCGCGACCACGAACGUGGGCUACGACUACUGCGUGGGCGUGCUGACGGCGGACCCAGCGGCGGUGGCCGCCCACAGCACCCGCGCGCUGGCCGUCGUCGCCACGAAGCUUGCGCUGGACAACGUCACGUCGACGGUGCUGGUGCUGGACAAUCUUGUCUACAACAUCGCGAGGUGCAUGGGCUACUACGGCGGGAUGAACUACACGGUGACGACGGCGCUAGAGGACAUCCGUGCCGGGCACGCUGAGGCGGCGGCCGGAAAAUUCUCCCGUGCCGCAGCCGAGUCCGGCAGGUGUGACUCGGCCUUGUCCAAGGGGAGCGCCAAGAAGAACCCCAUGAGGAAGGAGAACCACGACGCUGCGUCCUUGUCCUACACGGCGUACGGCAUCACCAUGGAGGCGCUGCACGCAAAACUCCUCGCCGCGCCAUCGGCGACCAUAACGAAGGCGUGCGCCGGGCUUUCAAACUUCACCACGCACGCGGACUACGACUUCUGCGUGGGCGCGCUCGCGACGGACCCGGCGGCCGGCGCUGCCAAGGAUGCCCGCGCGCUGGCCGUCGUCGCGGCGAACCUCACCGCGGCCAACGUCUCCUCGACACUGCUCGUGCUCAACGACCUCCUCGACAGCCUCUCUCAUUGCCAGAGCACCUACAAGGACAUGAGCAAGACGGUGGCGGCCGCGGCGUACUACAUCGGCACCGGGCGCGCCGGCGCGGCGUCCGACUUGCUCAAAGAAGCUGCCCGCCAGCCCGACAACUGCGACAUUCUAUUGUUCCAGGGGAGCGCCAAGAAGAACCCGAUGAUGAAGGAGAACGUCGAUGCCAUUGAACUGUCUUACUUGGCAUAUGCCAUCGCCAUGCUGGCUGGGUCUAAAAAUCAAGUUUGAUUAAUUCUUUUGUAUUCCCAUCCAGGCUGGUUUGAUCUUAUGGCUGGGCCAACUGUCUUACAACCUGUUUUGCAACAGCAGCCAUAUAAAAGGAAUUUCACUUUUCCUUCUA
This is a messenger RNA of Brachypodium distachyon (stiff brome), 1195 nucleotides long. RefSeq lists its product as uncharacterized. Lineage: Eukaryota; Viridiplantae; Streptophyta; Magnoliopsida; Poales; Poaceae. The transcript is spliced from 2 exons. The record is from RefSeq and is a predicted model, not a curated record. Gene Ontology annotation, molecular function: enzyme inhibitor activity. The coding region runs from base 58 to 1083 and encodes 341 amino acids.